UUUAAGAGCUCAUCAAUACCCUCAGCUCAGUCCACGCGUGAGAAGAGACUCAGUGGCGCUCCGCGCUUCAUCACAUUCUCAUACAAAGCAACUGUGCCUUCAACACACUGCUGAGCAACAACGACUCAAACGUUGUAUUUCAGCAUGAGCUAAUCUUAUUUCUCCCUACUUACCUUUUUAUUGAUUCUUAAUUUAUCCCCUAUACAUUUCUGCUCUCUAAGUCACUCACUGUUUGCGCUCUCAUCAGACACUUAUUGUUGACGGAUGACUGCGAGGAACUACUAAAAUAAAAUAGUUGUGGUUAGGUCCGAAAUGGAUUUACAAACGCUAAAUGAUACAUCUGGGAUUUGGGCAUGCCUUCAGCUGCAGAACAGCUCGCUUCUGAACGGGACCUUAAACGGGAGUCUGGAGAUUCCCAACGGCACCUGCGGAGACGCGCUUCUGCUGCCCAAGACGGAACCGGCGCGACCCAAAGAAAUGGAUUCGCUACGCAUACUGCUAUACUCUCUCAUAUUUCUGCUGAGUGUGUUUGGUAACCUGCUCAUCAUUGUGGUUUUGGUGGUGAAUAAGCGAAUGCGGACGGUGACCAACUCAUUCCUGCUCUCCCUGGCCAUUAGUGAUCUGAUGAUGGCUGUUUUCUGCAUGCCCUUCACUCUUAUUCCCAACCUACUGGAGGAUUUCAUCUUUGGAGCUGCCAUGUGCAAGAUCGUGGUCUAUCUUAUGGGAAUCUCCGUCUGCAUAUCCACCUUCAGUCUGGUGGCUAUAGCCAUUGAGAGGUACAGUGCCAUUUGCAACCCGCUAAAGUCCCGGGCAUGGCAGACCCGAUCCCAUGCCUACAAAGUCAUCGCUUCCACCUGGGUCCUGUCCUUCCUCAUUAUGACACCUUAUCCCAUCUUCAGCACACUGGUGAAGUUCACCAAACCCAACAACAUUACAGCUCACAUGUGCCGCCAUGACUGGCCAAAGAGCGAGGUGGAACAAGCAUGGUGCAUCUUGUUGCUAUUUGUUUUGUUCUUCAUUCCUGGAGUGGUGAUGAUCAUCGCUUAUGGGCUCAUUUCUCGAGAACUCUAUCGUGGAAUACAGUUUGAAUUGGAGCAGAAGAAGGGACAAUGUGGAAUAAAAAAUGGUAUCAGCUCCACUGUCUUAUAUAGCAGCGAUGACGGAGACGGCUGCUACAUCCAGGUGUCCAAGAGGCCCAACUCAAUGGAGAUGUCAGCCCUCACCCCAACGGGCUCCGCGAAGGUGGACCGACCCCGCAGUAACACGUCCGAGGCUAAGCUAAUGGCGAAGAAGCGAGUGAUCCGUAUGCUCAUUGUCAUCGUGGCCAUGUUCUUCAUCUGCUGGAUGCCCCUGUACUCUGUCAACACCUGGAAAGCGUUCGAUCUUCCCUCGGCCCACAAUGCUCUUUCUGGAGCCCCCAUCUCGUUCAUCCAUCUGCUGUCCUACACGUCUGCCUGCGUCAACCCCAUCAUCUAUUGCUUUAUGAACAAGCGCUUUCGAAAGGCGCUUCUCACCACCUUCUCCUGCUGUUGCUGGCCCUGCCGCAGAAGAGGCUUCAAGGAAGGUGACGAUGAGGUUACUGCCACUGGAGCGUCCAUGUCUAAGUUCAACUACACCACUGUGAGCACAAUGGGACCGUGCUGAUUCUCAGAGGACCGAGGCUGGGAAAGAUGGAGAAGAACCAGGGCUGAUGUUGAUGUAUUGGAGGAAAGCAAACCACAUACUACAUCAACAUCGUUCACUGUUUUGUGAGUCCUCAUGUUGUUACAUAUACACUAGAGACUUGUAUAAAUGUAUAUAUGGAAGACGGCGUCCACCAACUAGUUCUGUCAAAAGUCUAUAACUCUCACUCAUUAAGAACAAAAAAGAAACCAAACGACUGCCUGCGACAUUUCUUUAUGACUGAAUUAGGAUGUUGUUUUGGUGUAGAAGAACCCUAGAAAAUAAUAGUACCUACCAUGAAUGACAACAAGCGUAGGGUUUGCUGAGGAAAAGUUUGGAUCAGAUGCGAGCAGAACUACGGCUUUUCGUGAAGAGAAGAAGCUCAUUGGUCGGCUUUAUCGACUGAGUGAUAAUGUCGAAAAUGCUAGAUGUUGUCAGAGUCAGCAAGACCAUCAACUCAGCAGGACAAAGAAUUUCUGGAGCAGUUAGUGCUCACAGAGAGACGGCUACAUUAACCGACUUGCUCAAACGACUAUGUAAAUUACUGUAAAUGGCUAGUAGAAUGCCAGCCUUACACUUUAUGUUAAGUUAUGCUUUUGUUAUAGUUUUAAGUGCCUGCAUAGUGUUUUUAAAAUCUUUUCUGAGGUCAAGGUACAGAAGAGAUUUCAUUUAUAACAUCAGAACUCUAAAACACUGACGUAUAGCAGCUUUCCAAAGUCUGAGACAACAGGCUUGUACUAAAAGUAAAAUAUUCUACCGUAUUACAGGGUGGUUAAUGAUGAUGGUUUGUUGCUAGACAGGACAAUGCUUUUGGCAACUGGCUUCAUUUUUCAGGCUUAAGAAGUUUUGUUCUGUUUUUGAAACUUGUCCUUCAUGGCCUUCAUGGUCUGUGGCUCUUGAGUGGUGGCAAAUGUAGAACCUUAGACCCCUUGAUUGGGGCCAAUUUGUCACAAUCUCACAGACUGAUUUAUGACUGCUUUUAUAUGCCCUUCUAAACUUAUAGCUAUAAGCUUAUUAAGGUCCUCUCAGAUAGUCCUCAUCAAACACCAGCAAUGAACACUUAAACCUGAUUUGUGAUUGUUCUGUCCUUCUUUUAGAUAAGAUGAUUUUUUUUUAGGCAGGUUAGAAAGAGAGGCUUGAUUAAGUGUCAUAUCUUUGAGUGCCGUGGGACCCAUGGGAAGUCAGACUUGAUUUAAUGACUGUAAAAUAUUUUAAGCUACUAAAAUUGAAGAUGUCAAUUUAAUGGCUGACUUUAAGUAAAAUUAAAGUGCUGCCAAAGUGACAAUGUGGAGUGAUGAGUCCAUUGCACAUUAUCAUCCACUUUAAUUUUAAAUACUGCUGAAAAAGUCAAGCUGAAACUCCAAAAACUUAUAAAGUUAAGUAGGAUGUAAUGACACUUUGAUUGGAUGUAUACAAAUAGUAUUUUUGUCAUAAUGAUGGACACGUUUUCGAAGUGUAUUUCCUCUACAUUUAAUUUUUCUAACAGCUUACUUGGAAAAAAAUAAUAAUAAAUAAUCAUUUACAUGAACUCAUUACUCAAGUAGCUAAUUUAAGAUUCAAAUUCAAACAUUAUAAUUCCUAAUUCCUCAAAUGGUCACAAAUGAUUGUCCCAUGGGGUACUGUUUUCAGAAAUAAGUUAGAAUAACUAAUCAUGAUUCAUGUCAUGAUGUUAUUCCAGUUCCUUUGUUAAGAAACAAACUUUAAGAUAUUUUGCAUGAAAACCUGGAGGUUUGUCCCAUUGACUGCCAAGUAAAUACCACUGUCAAGACCCAGAGAAGUAUGAAAGGCAUCGUCAAAAUAAUCCAUUAUAAUCUGCCAUCAGUGGUUCAAUCUGAAUUUUAUGAAGCGACAAGAAUACAUUUUGUAAGCAAAGAAAAUAAAAAUAACAACUUUAUUCGACAAUUUAUCUCAUCUGCGUCACCGCAGCACCAUUCUGAAGAAUAUCCGCUGGACGCAAACUUUGAAUGCUGUUCUGUGUCAGCUGCACCACACGGAUACGUCUUCUACAUUCUUUAUGCUUUGAUUUGAACGAAAACAGCAUAUCUGUGUGCUGCAGCUGACAGGGAACAGUGUACACAGUUUUUGUUCAGUGGAUAUUCUUCAAAAUUGCGCUACGGUGACGCAGAUGAGACAAAUUUUAUUUUAUUUUUGUACAAAAAGUAUUCUCAUCACUUCAUAAAAAUCAGAUUGAACCACUGAUGACAGAUCAAUUAUUUUGACGAUGCCUUUCAUAUUUUUUCUGGGUCUUGACAGUGGUAUUUAAUUCAGUUAGUGGGACAGUCAGUGGGACAGUCACAAGCCUCCUGGUUUUCAUCCAAAAUAUCUUAAAUUGUGUUCUGAAGACGAACAAAGCUUUUACUGGUUUGGAACGAAAAGGGGGAAAGUGAAACUUUCAUUUUGGGGUGGAGUAACCCUUUAACUACUAUGCACUUACAUUUAAGUUAUUAAUUUGAUACACUGCAUUUAUUGUGCACAUACAUGUUUUUACAUUGUACUUAUAUUUUUAAAAAAAUCGCUGCCUAUAACUACAUCUGUAAUUAAUUUCUGUAAUUACAUUUAUAGUUACACUGUUGACCCACCCCUUACACCUUAACCCAUAAAUCUACCCAUACCACCAAAUCUGUCCCUAACCUUACCCGUAUCCCACCUCAAAAGCAGCAGAAGUGUUUUGCAAUACAACAUGAACACAAUAAGUACGUUUUACUUAUUUUUGAUGUAAGUACAUAGUAGUUAUGGCCACCUAAUAUAACACCCAUUAAAGUUAUAAGACUUGUUUUAUGUACCUUAAAGACUAUGAAGAGAUGUUUCAGCAAAAUUUUGAUUCACGUUUGGUGUUGAUGAAGGGAUGCUUGAGCUUUACAGAUGGGGCUUUGGGUAUACAUAAGGCAAAAAUAAAACCAGUGUAAAUGCUUCCCAAACUAUCCAUAUUACUCUUCUUUUCCCCAAUACUCUGCCCCUUUUCCCCUGAUUUCAAUGCCCCACAUUUUUUUCCACUGGCUAAACAUGGCGUUCUAAUCAAUGUGCAUUUGAUCCCUGAACUUAGGUUGCAGUGAACAAUGUCAACAUUGCACUAAUAUCUUGUUAGCCACACUCUUCCCCGACCCUGCUGACCGUCCAUCACACAGCAGGCCUUAAAACCUGCCAAUUCCCCCAUUAAAUUUAUGCCGCUUGGCCGUCCAAACUUUCCCCGAUGUACCAGCCAGGGUUUUAAUGGCCUCGCUCCCCUGCGCCACUCAUGACUUGGAUAAUGGGUCGGUAUUCAGGAUCACACACAAAGAUUAGUUUUAUGGGAUCGUCCAGACAAAUGUUGUCGGAUUUGCUCGUUUCUGACAUUUUAAAACGGCAUCCCAUUCGUGCAGGGUGUUAUUUUUGGAUCGGAAAAGGUGAUGAAAAUGAUCAUUUAAGCUCUUCUUGAUUGCGUGCUUUGAAAUACUUUUAUAUGAGCCAGUCUUUAAAUUGCACUAGGUCACUCAGUCUUAAAAAGUUUUGUUCGGCAGAUGUUCUUGCUUUACUCUAAUGGGAAGAGAAAUGAGGUCAGCAGAUGCAUUUAGUUCUGACCUUUCCAAGCCCAUCAUGACUCCUUUUUCAUGAGAAUAAUAUAUAGCCAGUGGUAGAGAUCCUCCUGCGAAACAGACGUCUGACUUCCUCAGGUUUGGAUCCAUAUUGAGAAAACAUAUGUUUCUUGUGAAAAGCAACUGCCGUACUACAACUUGUUUUCCUAUAAAUCAUCUACGUUUAUGAGGGAGUCCAAAAGAAAGACCCAUAAUUAGCACAUGGCAAAUCUGUGUUUGAAUGCUUAGAGAACUUUGAAUGCAACAGUAAAAUAGAUCAUAGCCUGCUGUAGGCUGGACAGAUGUCGACUGCAGAGGAUAAUAUGGGUACGAUCCUACUGUGAAUUCAGUGUUUAACAGCCCAUGAUAGUCCACGAUGGGGUUUUCUAGCACAAAAAAAACAAUCUAGUUUCAUUCAGGAAAUGCUCUCACGAAGGAAACAUCUGACAUAAUGGUUUUGAAUUAGCGGAACGUGGAAUCAAUUAAACUCUAAACACUUAAAUAAAUACGACUGAACAGACAGCAACAACAUCUGCUUGAUAAAUCCAGUAAAACAAUAAGCACUUGGAGAUCGCCUGUGCCUGUGGAAAAUUCAUUUCAUAAAUGAGCUGUUUCUCUAUAAUUAGUCGGACAUCAUAGCGCCUGCCUCCGUCUGGAGGCGUUUCACUGUUGUAAUGCUCUCAGUUUGGGUGCUGCGGCUGAAAAUGGAAGGGCUGUACAACAGUGAUUUCCCCAAGGUGUGUUUGAGGAGUCUGCGAGAGCGCCGAACACAUUGUGUUGUUGUGGCCCACAGCUCUCUUCUGAUUAAUAGGAUAUAAUCUGAAGCCUAAACUAACCACAUGCUUCAUGUGUUUAACCAACAGUCAACUCAAGUGUUCUCAUCAGAUCACAUACACAACCACUCAGCACUCCUUGUCUGUGCUGCAUAGUCCAUCCUCGAAAUACUUCACCUUGUCACAGACAAAGUUUGCAGACAGUGUGAUGAAAAUUAAAAAGUUUAUCAGCCUCAUCACUCAAGAUGACAAAAAACACUAAGGCUGCCAACUUCACACAGACAGAAGACAGAUUUCUGGCAUAUUUGUCUAAAAUCUGUUUAGUCAGAAGAGCUUUCGUAGUCAGAAAACACACAUGGCAUCUGAUUUUUACAAACCUGAUCCAAACCACAUCCAUAUGUGGUUUUAAAAUGUGAAUUUUUUGGACUGUGAUUGGAUUUCAAGUGAUUUUUUCUACACUCUAAAAAUGCUGGGUUGCAAACAGCUCAAUUUGGGCCAUUCUGGCAACUCAGCCCUGGGUGAGAACGGGACAGACCUAGCGCCGUGUUGGGUUAAAUGUUUGACCCAACAUGCUGAGCUUUAUUUAACUCAAUUAUUGUUCAAAAAUUACUAUACUCCUGGGUACAGACGAACCCAAUAUGGAAAUGAACACAGAAUGACUCCAGUAGCAAUACCAGCAACAUUGAUAAUCAAAAGCUGAAAAAUUAUUAAGCAAAAACACCCCAAAAUUUACAAAAAUAUAGGCAAACAUAAAUCCUUACAUGCAUAUGAGACUGCAUGCAACCCAAUAAUUACAGUGCCUUGCGAAAGUAUUCAAAUCCUUUCAUUUUUUCACCUUUUUUAUGUUACUGCCUUGUGUUAUACUGCUUUGAAUGACUUUUCCCCCCACGUCAGUCUACACUCCAUACACCAUAAUGACACAGCAAAAAACAGGUUUUUAACAUCUUUGCAAAAGUAUUAAAAAUAAAAACUUAAAUGAUUCCAUUGCAUAAGUACUCAUACCCUUAUGCGGGACAGUUGAAAUUUAGCUCAGGCGCAUUCAUGUUGGACUGAGGGACUCAUCAGAGUAGAAAAAAAGCUCAAUGCACCAAAAUAUAGAGAUAGCCUUAAUGAAAACCCAGUCCAGAGAAUUCAGAACCUCAGAAUGGGCAGAAGGUUCACCUUCCAACAGGAUAAUGACUCUAAGCACACAGCAAGUGUGGCUUAUGGACAACUCUCUAAAUGACCUUGAGUGGCCCAGCCACAGCCUGGGCUUGAGCCCAAUCAAAUAUUUCUGGAGAAACCUGAAAAUGUCUGCCAGCCACCAUCCAAGCUGACAGAGCAUAAGAGGUGUAGAGGUGAGGAGAAGAAUGGCAGAUAAUUGCCAAAUGCUGAUAUGCAAAAUGUGUUGCAUCAUACCCAAAAAGACUUGAGGCUGUGACUUGAGUGCUUCAGCUAAGUACUGAGUUAAGGGUAUGAAUACUUACGCAAUGCAUAAGUAUUUUAUUUUUUUUUUUUAAAUUUACAAAGUUGUGACAGUUCUGUUUUUGCUUUGUCAUUAUGACAUAUGGAGUGUAGAUUGAUGUGGGAAAAAAGUAAUUUAAAGCAUUUUAACACAAGGCAGCAACAUAAAAACGUGAAAAAAUUAAGGGGUAUGAAUACUUACGCAAGGCACUGUAUACAGCUUAUACAGUUAAACAAAACUGCUUGAAUAACUUGCAUUUAAGAACUGGUCAAGUUUGACCAGCUUUUUGUUUAUUUUUCUCCUGCCAAAUAACCCACUACUAAGAUUACAGGCAAACCAUCAGGCUGAGUGCCUCCAAGAAACACAGACUGAAAGCCUGUAAUAAACACUGAAGGAUGGGAAUAAA
Molecule: messenger RNA, 7836 nt
Organism: Labeo rohita (rohu)
Lineage: Eukaryota; Metazoa; Chordata; Actinopteri; Cypriniformes; Cyprinidae
Gene: cckbrb
Product: cholecystokinin receptor
Exons: 5
Coding region: 313-1644 (443 amino acids)
Biological process (GO): neuropeptide signaling pathway
Cellular component (GO): membrane
Molecular function (GO): gastrin receptor activity; neuropeptide receptor activity
Source: RefSeq, a predicted model, not a curated record